Galleria mellonella (greater wax moth) is the source of this 1807-nucleotide messenger RNA. It is a transcript of the gene ari-2, whose product is annotated as potential E3 ubiquitin-protein ligase ariadne-2. Gene Ontology annotation, biological process: positive regulation of proteasomal ubiquitin-dependent protein catabolic process; protein polyubiquitination; ubiquitin-dependent protein catabolic process. The record is from RefSeq and is a predicted model, not a curated record. Gene Ontology annotation, cellular component: cytoplasm; ubiquitin ligase complex. Gene Ontology annotation, molecular function: zinc ion binding; ubiquitin protein ligase activity; ubiquitin conjugating enzyme binding. The coding region runs from base 197 to 1657 and encodes 486 amino acids. Lineage: Eukaryota; Metazoa; Arthropoda; Insecta; Lepidoptera; Pyralidae. The transcript has 8 exons.
UGUACUUUCUUUCCACUUAGCUACCUGCUUGAUUGUAUAAAUACAUAAGUACCUAGGAUUUUAUUAUUUACAAAACAAGUAAGAUUAUUUUAAUUGUUACAGUAAGGGACUGCAUAAGCACAUUUUUACAUGGUACCCAUUAUACUCAUUUUAGCAUGUAUUUCUUAAUUUCUCCUUGAAACAACUACCUAGAAAAAUGUCUGCUGAAUCUGAUAUGGAAUAUUCUGAUAACGAUGGUGAUGAUUACGAUUACUACGGCGAGCAAGAUGACUGUGAUAUGGAAACUGUGGAUCGAAGUAAAUCAGAUCCGGAAUUCUUUUUAUAUUCUUGCUUGAAAGUGGAAGAAGUAGAGAAACUGUUGAAUGAAUCGAUUGAAUUGCUCAGCAAUAGCCUUCAAAUAACGCCUUCACUCGCCAAGGUAAUGUUACAUGCCUAUGGAUGGAAUGCUCAAGAAAUCAUAAAUAAGUAUAGGGAGAAUGCAAACGAGGUAUUAGUAUACAGUCGCGUAAAACCCCGCCUACCGGUGGGCCAGGCGAAUAGCUCCCGAACAAAUUGUGCUGUUUGUGCAAAUACUCCACUGCUACACAAAUACAGCGCUUUAGCUUGUGGCCAUUACUUUUGCAAUGAUUGCUGGGCCAUGCAUUUUGAAGUACAAAUAAUGCAAGGAGUAUCAAAUACUAUACAAUGUAUGGCACAAGAUUGUGAAGUGAGAGCACCUGAAGAUUUUGUGUUAUCACAUGUUACUAAACCAACUCUAAGGGAACGCUAUCAACAAUUCAUGUUUAAAGACCAUGUCAAAUCUCACCCUCAACUUCGAUUUUGUCCUGGGCCUAAUUGUCAGUGGAUAUUCCAAGCUUGGACUCGCGAGGGGGCUCGUCGUGUGGAGUGUCGUGGUUGCGAGCUUCUUACUUGUUUCUCGUGUGGUGCACCUCACCAUGCACCCACUGACUGUGCCACCAUUCGCCGUUGGCUUACUAAAUGUGCUGAUGAUUCAGAAACUGCUAACUACAUAAGUGCUCAUACAAAGGAUUGCCCGAAGUGUCAGAUUUGUAUAGAAAAGAAUGGAGGUUGCAAUCAUAUGCAAUGUGGUGCAUGCAGACAUGAUUUUUGUUGGGUUUGUUCAGGUGACUGGAAAACGCAUGGAUCUGAGUAUUAUGAAUGUAGUCGGUACAAGGAGGACCCAAAUUUGGCUAAUGAUAGUCAACAUGCACAGGCAAGAGAAGCUCUGAAGAAAUAUUUGCAUUAUUAUGAAAGAUGGGAGAACCAUGCUCGGUCAUUAAAACUGGAGGAACAAACAUUAGCCAGUCUAAAGAGUCGUAUAAAUCAAAAGGUAAUGGCUGGUGAGGGAACUUGGAUAGACUGGCAAUAUCUGUGGGAUGCGGCAAGACUUUUAAAACGCUGUAGAUAUACCCUUCAAUACACUUACCCCUAUGCUUAUUAUAUGGAAGUGGGCCCUAGAAAAGAACUAUUUGAAUAUCAGCAGGCUCAAUUGGAAGCAGAAAUCGAAAAUUUGUCCUGGAAAGUGGAAAGAGCAGAGACAACAGAUCGUGGUGAUUUAGAAAAUCAAAUGGAUAUAGCAGAAAAAAGACGCACUACAUUAUUAAAAGAUUUUCUAGAAUUUAACACAAAUAACGCCUCCAGUAGUACUAAGGUGUAAAUGAACUUAUUUGCAUUUGAAUAAUUAGUAACACAGUAAGGGUGGCGUGACACCAUUGUGUAAUAUGUAUUUGUAAGAGCUAGAUCUUUUGUUCUGCCAAAGUAUAUUUAUUACAUUAACAUAAAUUUGCAAUAAAAUAGAUAAUACAUA